AUGGACGCGGGGGGCUGCCGCUACCAGUUCCGGAUCGCGCUGCUGGGGGACGCGGCCGUGGGCAAGACGUCGCUGCUGCGGCGCUACGUGGCGGGCGCGCCCGGGACCCCCGAGCCCGAGCCCGAGCCCGAGCCCGAGCCCACCGUGGGCGUCGAGUUCUACAGCCGCGCGCUGCAGCUUCGCGCCGGGCCACGGGUCAAGCUGCAGCUGUGGGACACCGCGGGCCACGAGCGCUUCAGGUGCAUCACCAGGUCGUUCUACCGGAACGUGGUGGGUGUCCUGCUGGUCUUUGACGUGACGAACAGAAAGUCUUUCGAACACAUCCGAGAUUGGCACCAGGAGGUCGUGGCCACGCAGGGUCUGGACAAAGCGAUCUUCCUGCUGGUUGGCCACAAGAGUGACCUGCAGAGCAGGCGCUGUGUCUCAGCCCAGGAAGCCGAGGAGCUGGCCGCCUCCCUGGGCAUGACCUUCCUGGAGACAUCCGCCGCAAAUAAUUACAACGUUGACCUGGCCUUCGACACUCUGGCAGAUGCCAUCCAGCAGGCCCUGCAGCAAGGCCACAUCAAGCUGGAGGAGGACUGGGGUGGGGUCCGGCUCAUGCAACUCCCCAGGCGCCCCUGCAGAGAGCCGCAGCCAGGCCACUGCCAGUGCUGACUCCCAGAGGGUCAGAGCAAUGC
Messenger RNA from Sorex araneus (European shrew), 677 nucleotides. RefSeq names its product RAB42, member RAS oncogene family (gene RAB42). Bases 1 to 654 code for a protein of 217 amino acids. The transcript is spliced from 2 exons. Lineage: Eukaryota; Metazoa; Chordata; Mammalia; Eulipotyphla; Soricidae. Gene Ontology annotation, cellular component: Golgi membrane. Gene Ontology annotation, molecular function: GTPase activity; GTP binding. The record is from RefSeq and is a predicted model, not a curated record.